AUGGCCCCUGCCGGCAACAAUUAUAUACCCCCCGGCCGCCCCGAGUCUCCUGGUCCUUUGGCAGAAGACUUCAUUAAACAGCAAGUCGCGAAACAACGCAACAACAACUACCAUUCUACUUCCCUCAGAAACAUGGUUGCCACUUCUGUAAACCGCACAGCCCUGCACCCCGGUGGUGUCCAACCGGGCAAGGGUCACACCGAGCUGGAGGAGGAGCUGCACGAGACCGCGCACAUCGACUACGAUCGCGUCGCAAUCAUUGCCAACCCUGCUGUCCCUGCUCUCUAUGAAGAUGCCCUGGUCUACGAGACCGGUACUGCCAUCACCUCCAGCGGUGCCCUCAGCGCAUACUCCGGUGCCAAGACCGGCCGAUCACCAUCCGACAAGCGCAUUGUCAAAGAAGAGUCCUCCGAGAACCAGGUCUGGUGGGGACCGGUCAACAAGCCCAUGACUCCUGAUGUCUGGCGCAUUAACCGUGAGCGUGCUGUCGACUACCUCAACACCCGGAAUCGCAUCUAUGUCAUUGAUGGGUACGCCGGUUGGGACGAGCGCUACCGCAUCAGCGUGCGCGUCGUCUGCGCCCGUGCCUACCAUGCUCUGUUCAUGCGCAACAUGCUGAUCCGCCCUACUCGUGAGGAGCUGGAGCACUUCCAUCCCGACUAUGUCAUCUACAACGCUGGCUCUUUCCCCGCCAACCGCUUCACCGAGGGUAUGACCUCGGCCACCUCCGUGGCGAUCAACUUUGCCGAGAAGGAGAUGGUUAUCCUGGGUACCGAGUACGCCGGUGAGAUGAAGAAGGGUGUCUUCACAGUCCUCUUCUACGAGAUGCCCGUCAAGCACAACGUGUUGACCCUGCACUCCUCGGCCAACGAGGGCCAGAACGGCGAUGUCACUGUCUUCUUCGGUCUGUCCGGUACGGGCAAAACCACUCUGUCCGCCGACCCCAAGCGUGCCCUGAUCGGUGACGACGAGCACUGCUGGACCGACAAGGGUGUCUUCAACAUCGAGGGCGGCUGCUACGCCAAGUGUAUUGGCCUCUCUGGCGAGAAGGAGCCUGAUAUUUUCAACGCUAUCCGCUUCGGCUCCGUUCUGGAGAACGUCGUCUUCGACCCCACCACCCGUGUCGUCAACUACGACGACAGCACCCUGACCGAGAACACCCGCUGCGCUUACCCCAUCGAGUACAUCGAGAACGCCAAGAUCCCCUGCAAGAGCGAUUCGCACCCGACCAACAUCAUCCUGCUGACCUGCGACGCGCGCGGUGUCCUGCCCCCGAUCUCCAAGCUCACCACCGAGCAGACCAUGUUCCACUUCAUCUCGGGCUACACCUCCAAGAUGGCCGGUACGGAGGACGGUGUCACCGAGCCCCAGGCAACCUUCUCGUCGUGCUUCGCCCAGCCCUUCCUGGCCCUGCACCCAAUGCGCUACGCCAGCAUGCUGGCCGACAAGAUCAAGCAGCACAAGGUCAACGCCUGGCUGCUGAACACCGGCUGGGUCGGCGCCGGCGCCACCACCGGCGGCAAGCGCUGCCCGCUCAAGUACACCCGCGCCAUCCUGGACGCCAUCCACAGCGGCGAGCUGGCAAAGGCCGACUACGAGACUUACGACGUUUUCAACCUGCACGUGCCCAAGGCCUGCCCCGGUGUGCCGGAUGAGCUGCUCAACCCCAAGAACAGCUGGACUGCCUCUACGUCCUUCAAGGACGAGGUCAACAAACUGGCCGGCCUCUUCAACGAGAACUUCAAGAAGUACUCUGACGAGGCCACUCCCGAGGUCAUUGCUGCCGGACCCAAGCCGCUAUAA
Messenger RNA from Penicillium lagena, 1803 nucleotides. RefSeq names its product phosphoenolpyruvate carboxykinase PCK1 (gene acuF). Gene Ontology annotation, cellular component: cytosol. Lineage: Eukaryota; Fungi; Ascomycota; Eurotiomycetes; Eurotiales; Aspergillaceae. The record is from RefSeq and is a predicted model, not a curated record. Gene Ontology annotation, biological process: gluconeogenesis. Gene Ontology annotation, molecular function: phosphoenolpyruvate carboxykinase (ATP) activity; ATP binding. Bases 1 to 1803 code for a protein of 600 amino acids. The transcript has 3 exons.